UCAAACCCUAAAAAUGUCAAAAAUAGUUGUGUUCCUUUUUUUACUUGUUGCAUUCUCCAAUCAACUCAUGGCUGUGGAAGAGAAUGCAGCAAAAGUCAGAGUCCUUGCCAUUGAUGGAGGAGGCAUUAAAGGGAUUCUCCCUGGGGUUAUCCUUGAACAACUUGAAGCUGACCUCCAGAAAAGGGACCCAAAUGCAAGAAUAGGAGAGUAUUUUGAUGUGGUUGCUGGGACAAGCACUGGAGGGCUUAUAACUGCACUUCUCACUGCCCCUGACCCUCAAAACAAGGACCGCCCUAUCUAUGCUGCUGAUGAAAUUGUCAAGUUUUACAAAGAGCAUGGUCCUUCCAUCUUCACUCCAAACAUCUAUUGCUACUGUACUGGGUUAUGUCCAGUGUUUGACGGGAAGUAUUUACGACAAGUAGCGGCCGAGAUGUUGGGUGAAACACUGAUAAACCAGACAGCCACAAAUGUUGUCAUUUCCGCCUUCGACAUCAAGCUUCUUCAGCCAACUAUAUUCUCAAGCUUCAAGAUAAAGGAUGUUCCUCACUUAAACGUCAAACUGUCCGACGCAUGUAUUGGAACCUCUGCAGCACCGCGAUCGUUUCCGCCCUAUUAUUUCAAGUACCAAAAUACUGAAUUUAAUCUCGUUGAUGGCCUUUUCAUUGCACCUAUGCCGGCAAAUCUUGCGAUCAAUGAGGUGUUACGACAAGAAGAAUACAAGAAUAGAGAAAUCAUUUUGCUAUCCAUUGGAACUGGAAAUACAAACACUACUUCCCCGGGCUUUGAUGCUAAUCGUACUUGGACUGUUACCGAUUGGGAGAAGAGCAAUUUAACUAUGAUUGAAGCUGCAUCUUCAACCAUGAAUGAAUAUCGCAUUAACUCAACCUUCAAACUUCAACCACAGAACUACCUUCGAAUUCAGGAAUACAAUUUAGAUCCAAGUAUUGGUUCGGCUGAUGCUUCAAAGGAAAACAUGGAUAAACUUGUACAGGCAGGACAGGAUUUGCUGAAUGAACCAGUUAAAAGGAUGAAUGUGGAUACUUUUGUUCCUGAGGAAACUGGUGAAGGUACCAAUGCUGAAGCUCUGGACAGGCUGGCUCAAAUUCUUUAUGAAGAGAAAGUUCGUCGUCUUGGAAAGAGAGCAUCGAAAUUGAAGAGAGGAUUCUUCGGUGCUCUUUCGGCCAUUUAUUGAAUCUGAUGCAGAAAUGCUAUUCUGAUAGCAUUUUAAAUAGUUAUGGGGUUUUAUGUUGCCAUUAUUGGCACUUUAAUAAAUAAAUAAAUAACGUACUAAAUAAAUAAAAAUAAAUGGAUAUGUAUUAUAAUAUCCCCUGCUUUGAUGU
Molecule: messenger RNA, 1340 nt
Organism: Neltuma alba
Lineage: Eukaryota; Viridiplantae; Streptophyta; Magnoliopsida; Fabales; Fabaceae
Product: patatin-1-Kuras 2-like
Exons: 7
Coding region: 14-1192 (392 amino acids)
Biological process (GO): lipid metabolic process
Molecular function (GO): glycerophospholipase activity; monoacylglycerol lipase activity
Source: RefSeq, a predicted model, not a curated record